Messenger RNA from Rotaria socialis, 3687 nucleotides. NCBI's taxonomy places the organism in Eukaryota, Metazoa, Rotifera, Eurotatoria, Philodinida, Philodinidae. The record is from the annotation of a GenBank genome assembly.
AUGGGGUCAUUGAAAGUCGUCCUGUUGACAGAAUCUAAUUCACUGGCGGAAAAUGCUGCACUACCAUAUAAAUAUGAUGGACAAAAACUAAAAGAAAAGAUUCUAGCCAUCACUGAAGAACUUCAUUACCGAUGUGAAUGUGUAGAUGUACAUAAGCUUGAUUUUCAAGAACAUGAAUCAGUUAAUAAAUUUCUCAACGCUGAUAUUGUUAUCAUGGAUGUUACAAAUCAAGAUCAACGUCCAACAUUUAUGUAUCAAAAAGGUAAUCGUGAAAGUAUGGAUUGUAUGGACGAUAUCGUAUUAAUUCAAGCCAGUGGUGUAGAAAAUGAUAAUGCUAUUCAAGAUCUCAAAACAACAUGUAAAAUAAAAUUAUUAAUUGUUUAUCGAUAUGAUGAAGUCAAAGAUGCUUUUUACGAUACAACACAAGCAUCAUAUCCAUAUCCAUUGCUGGAUACAAAUCUGAAAAUUUUCUUAGAGCGAGCUGCUGAUAAUAUACAAAAAGGUCUUGCUGAUCGAUACAUAUCACGUAUGAAUACACGUAGAAUUGAAUUGCAAGAUAGCAAGGCUUAUCGUGAUUUUUUAUGGAACGAAGUUUGUGAUGAAAUGUUAAAUGAAUCGAAGCAAGCCUAUGUAACACCAAAAUUAAUUACAAAAUUAAUGUAUGCUUUUCGAGAUAUUCAAGAUUAUGAAUCAAUGAUAAUGUUAAAUAAACGUUGCGAACAAUUAGGAGAAUUAGCAAAAAAAAUCAAAAAUAAUAUGAUGAUUUCAUAUUUAACUGCAUUUGCUCGUAGUCGGCGCAAUCUACCGGGUGAUCGUGACGAAGCAUUGACUAUCCUUGAAAAUUUAUGUCAAACGAAAAAAACUGAAAAUGAAUUAUCCAAUGAUGUUAUUUGUUUAUGUGGAAGAAUUUAUAAAGACAAAUUUACUGAAUCACUCUGUCAAGAUCAAGAUUCGUUAGAAAAAGCCAUUGAUUGGUACAGACGAGGUUUUGCUGCUGAUCCUAAUAUUUAUGCUGGUAUUAAUUUAUUAUUUCUGUUGGCAAUUCGAACAGACGAUUUAAAGAACAGUGAAGGAUAUCGAAUCAUUAUUCAACUCAAUGCCUUACUCGGUAAAAAAGGUCGUUCACUUCGAGAUCUAACAGAUUAUUGGGAUGUAGCAACAUAUUUCGAACUUCAUGCUGUUCAACGUGAUUGGGCAAAAGCAUGUGUAGCUGCUUUACACAUGUAUUUGUUAAAUCCACCUAUAUGGUAUUUAAAAUCUACAAUCAACAAUUUGAAAAUUCUUCAUCAAGCAACGCGCAUGCGCAAUCAACAGAAACCUCGCGAGCAACCGUCGACUAGUUCCGAUGAUGAAGAUGUUUACAGCUUUUGGAUCGACUAUUUUAGCGAUGCAAUAAAUUCACAUUCAACAUCGAAUGAAGAAAAAGAAUUACCAGCACAAGUACCUAUUCUUGUUUGUGAUAAUUAUGAAAAAAACGAUGGAACAACAUUGAAAAAUGUCUAUGUUGAAUCACAUCUACAAUUAAAUUUGCAUACGGGUAGCGAACCUGAAACUCUCGUUAUACGUACACUUGAAAAAAAAAAGCAGAAACAAACAGAAGAAAGUGUGAGAACCAUCGAUAUGAAUUCAAUUAGAUCUAUUAUAAAUGUUAAACGAGAUAAUCGAUCUGUUUUUCUUUAUGCAUAUGAAAAUGCAGAAGCAUUUUUGUCUGUUGAACUUCAAAUCUUUUUCUCAUCAGCCGAACGUCGCACGGCAUUCAACGAAAAAAUGUCUAAAUAUCGAUUACAAACGAGCAUAUCUGAAGUCGAACCGAAAUUUGAUUUGGUCUUCGAUCGUGAUCCACAUGAACAACGUACUGCACUUGGCCAAGGUACAUAUGGAAAAGUUUAUGUUGCACACGAUCGUUAUACAUGGAAAAAAUUUGCUGUCAAAGAAAUUCCCAUGCGAAAUCCAGUAUAUACAGAUGUAUUAGAAAAUGAAAUCAAAAUUUUAUCAACACUUAGCCAUAAGAAUAUUGUUACUUAUUAUGGUUCAGCUAUUGAUCGGUCAAAAAAACAGCCUGCUUUUCAAAUAAUAAUGGAAUAUGUUGAUGGCGGUAGUCUUUCACAACAUCUAUCAAAGUUUGGACAAUUUCAAGAGCCUGUUAUUAAAAAUUAUACUCGACAACUUCUGGAAGGUUUACAAUAUUUACAUGAAAAUCAUAUUUUACAUCGAGAUAUUAAAUCAGCUAAUAUUCUUGUGAAUUCAAGAGGAGAAAUAAAAAUUGCUGAUUUUGGUACAUCGAAACGUCUCGCUGGUCUUCAACUUUGCACAGAAGAUAGUGUUGGUACGUUACAGUAUAUGAGUCCUGAUGUUGUACUUGUACCUCCGAUGGGCUAUGGGCCUGAAGUUGAUAUCUGGAGUGUUGGAUGUACUGUUAUUGAAAUGGUUACUGGUAAAAUGCCAUUUCAUAAAAUUCUUAAUACCGGUGCAUUAUUACUAAAGCUUGGUAAUGAACGACAACCACCUGAUAUUCCACCCGAACUAUCAGACACUGCGAAAGAUUUUCUAACCAAAUGCUUUGAACCCACUGAAAAACGUCCAUCAGCUAAAGAUCUAUUAAAUCAUCCAUUUAUUAAAACCAAACCUAUAUUAAUAAGAGAGCCAAAUAGCAAUAGUCAUGGCGAAAAAUUGCAUGAUGGGUCAAUACACGUAUCAGAUUCUGCCAUGCCAUAUCAACGAAGUGUUAGCGAAGAAUCCGGCGUACUCGAGCCAGCACGUGGACUUGACCCACAAAUCUCAAUUGAUGAUCGUCGUCGAACAGAAUUAAUGAAUAUUCUACGCGAUAACGACAGUAGAGAAGAUCUGCUUGGCCAAUGGAUGGAUUUAAUCGAUGAAAAAAAUGAAACUGAAGUGUUAACAAUUGAUAAAUUACGUGUGUUACUAUCGGGGAUUUACGAAUAUUUAGAAGACUCGAGUGAAUCGUCAUUGCAAGUUGCACUCGAUAAAAUAUGUGAUAAAUCGGAAUUGGAUAGUGAUUCAAGAACUGAUCUUGAACGAGCGUGCUAUCUUUUCAUUAAAGCGACGAAUGCUGUACUUUCAUCGAAAAAUAGUUUACCUCCACAUGUUCUAUUCGCACUUGAUAAUAUUAUUCGUCGCGUUGCAGAACAUCUUGUUGGUCUUAUUCGACCAGAUUUUGUUUCCUCGAUCACCAGUGUUGUGACACCCAUGACGCCAAGUGAUAUAGCAACAUUUAGUUCGACAACUUCGCGUUCACCCUUAUUGUUAAAUUCAACGGAUGGAUUAUCUGAAGAAAUAGCUCGUUUGCAUAAGCAAUAUGCAAAGCUUCUUGAACAAAAUCAAGACCAACUAAAUCGAUUAGUUAGCGUUGAAAAUGAUAAUGCUGUUCAACUAUCUGAAUUAUCAUCGAAGAAAGAAAACAAUAGCUCAUCGAGCAAACUUUUGGGAAUUUUUUUACCGCUGGAUUCAUCGCCAACAAUUGAAAACCUGGAUUCCGAAAAUUUACCAACACCAAUCGCUGAAGAACAAAACGCAUCAAUACAUUUAUCUCCGAUGGCGCCUGCGUCGCAACAUAUAUCACGAUCACGCUCAUUGAUAGCUAUCGAACAAGAACAUGACCGAUUGCUCAAAUCUUUUCUUGAUAAUCGAACCCGUCUCAAUCAAUUGCUUCAUUCAAAUCAUACAUGA